Molecule: messenger RNA, 732 nt
Organism: Aedes albopictus (Asian tiger mosquito)
Lineage: Eukaryota; Metazoa; Arthropoda; Insecta; Diptera; Culicidae
Exons: 1
Coding region: 1-732 (243 amino acids)
Source: RefSeq, a predicted model, not a curated record
AUGGAAAAGGGACUUCAAUUAACUCAAGGUACGUCGGAACCUACUGAAGCACCGUAUCGCGAAUUACUGGGCAGUUUGAUGUACGUGAUGAUGGCCACUCGUCCGGACAUAUGCUUUUCGGUGGGAUAUCUUGGACGUUACCAACAGCACCCGGAUUCUUCGCACUGGACGGCAUUGAAACGGGUGGUACGAUACCUAAAGGGCACCAUGCAGACAUCUUUGAGGUUCAUUCGUGACGAGAAAACGGAUCCAUUAGUUGGCUUUGCUGAUGCCGACUGGGCGACGGACCAGCAGGACAGGAAAUCGGUGAGUGGUUAUGUAUUUCAAGUUUUUGGGAACGUCAUCUCCUGGUCAAGCAAAAAGCAACAAACGGUAGCCACGUCAUCUAGUGAAGCGGAGUACGUGGCGCUCGGUGCUGGUGUAACAGAGGCGGUAUGGUUGGCUGGACUACUGGACGAUCUUGGAAUUCCAACCGCAUUACCGGUGACCAUCUAUGAGGACAAUCGUGGGUGCAUAGGAAUGGCCAGGAACUUGGAGAGCAAGCGUGCAAAACACAUAGAUAUAAAACAUCAUUUCAUCCGGGACCACGUAGCAGCUGGAAACAUCAACCUGGAACCAAUCGGGACCGAGAAUCAACUCGCAGACAUUUUCACGAAGUCACUGGAUGUUGGGCGUUUUCAAAGACUGCGUCAAAUCUUAGGACUCCAGGAUCGAGAGGGGGUGAAGAAAUAG